CGGAACUCCAUCCAACUCAUUUUCGCGAUUUGCGACCAAUACAGAAUACAUUUGUAGUUCAUCAACUCCAAUCUUAAUCUGCGCAACAUCGUCGAAUUUCCCAAGACAUCGAUACCUCCCGUCACCUUUAACCAUCAAAGAUACCAAUCGCCCUCUUCUUUCUUUAAUUCUUAACACGCUUUGCCUAUCAAUUGCCCAUCACACCUGUUCGCGACCUUUCAUCAAGUACAUAAAAAUUAGUAACCAAGCAGGACAAGUGGACGAAGCCUGCGACCAGACUAAUGCUCUGGCUUACUUGCCAGCUAAUGCUACUUGAUUCCUUCCUUCUCCCUGACGAUAAUUAUCGCGAAUUUGCCCCCUUUUCGAUUCAAUAUGGCACCUAAUCGGGGUCCCGGUAACAAAGAUGUUUAUAUCCAUGAGAUUGAUCGGACUCCAGAGUAUAACGAGUUUAUCCAGAAGCUUACAGCUUUCCACGAAAAACGUGGAACAGCUUUCGAGCCCGAGCCACGUCUUCCUACUAUGCAUGGUCACGUCAAUGUAGAUUUGCUCAAGCUAUACAAGGCAGUCAUUGCAAAAGGCGGUUAUGAUGAGCUCAACAAAGUUCAGAAGGCCUGGGGCGUUCUUGCUGCUGAGCUGGGCAUGCACCACGUAGACAGCAAGGGGAUCGGCCAGCUUUCCUUUCAACUGAAACAAGACUUUUACAGAUAUCUCGCAGCGUUCUGGAUUUAUGACCACUACGGUAGAGAGCCUCCCCCCAAAGAGAUUCUAGAGGCUACGUCAUGCGCGAGCAAGAAUGGCCCAGUUUUGACUCGCACUACCGAUAAUUUCAAAUUACCUGGAAGCCGCUCGGGUGUUGAGACUCCUAGCCGAGAUGACCGACAGGCCGAGAGUACACCUGUUUCUGGAAAUAGAGCUUCUGGUCGUCUUCGCGAGGCGCCUCCGCAACGGGUUCCCUUCCAACCUGAGACCGGCCCGAGCCGCCAACCCAGACAACCUUCUUCCAACCACAAUACACCAACUAAUACUGCCCCCAACACUGCACAUACUUCUCACCUCCCUCAUGCGCAACACCCCAACCAUCACUUUUCGCAGAAUCACAAUUCCAACAACCCUCUACACCUGAUACAAGCACAACAGGCCGCUCUGCGAGGUGCCUCUACUACGUAUACUCCUACGAAUAUGGAGACUGCCUCGCGCUUGGCGGAGCUAUUUGAACCACGUCCUCCUAUAUCCGUCCCCCUCCGUCCAGUCAAUACACCGGGUAACAACCCUGUAGAAUUCGCCAAACGACAACGCCAAUUACGGAUAGCCGCUAGUCUUACGGAUGGGCAAAUGCCCAUGCGUCCUGCUAUCCCUGGUAUUGGAUUUGAAGGCCCUAAUAUCUACAUGCGCUGUCUCCAAGCUCUCCGUUCAGGCAUUCCAGCCGAACAGUCAUUCGCGCUAAAUCACCUCGUCAAGAUUUCAUUUGAGCGCGGUGAUAAGUACAAAUUCGAAUCAUUUCACGGUUUAGCAGAGGGCCUCAUCGAAAAAGCGUUGGAAAUAAGCAGUCUAUUUUAUGACAUUGACUGGCAGAUAGCCUACUCCAACGACCAGGAAAGCUUGGAUAUCUCUAUUCUUGACGGGCUCAACGGGACGAGCGACAUCCUCGAGCGAAUCGCAAUGCUCACACCCAAGCCCGUUCUCGAUUACACACAGCCCGCAGAAUUUAGCGACCGUUUGUUGCGUAUCACCGAGGCCGUUCUAACCAUUCGAAACAUGGUCAUGUUGAUGGAGAACGCUGUUUAUAUGGCAGACGUGUAUCCCUUAAAGGACUUGCUUUGCAUCCUUCUGCAUCUGCCAAAUCUAGAGAUGCUUGUUGAAAUCAAGCAUUUUGCUCUGGACAUCGCUGAACAGCUCACACCUUGGCUGAUGCUCGAUUCCCACGAUCCAUUGUAUCGAACAAUGCUUUCUCAGCUGGAUUCGACAGACCGUGGCAUAAUCUUGACGUCUCUUCGUGCAAUCAGCCGAAUCUCGAUGAACCUGGAUGCAACUAACAAGCUGCAGAAUGUCCCCGCCUCAGUUCUGCAAAAUAUCAUAAACUGGCUUUUACUUAAUGACGAGGAACUGAUGGAUGCAUGCCUAGACUUCCUCUACCAGUAUACAGCGGUGGUGGCUAAUGUUGAAUCCCUACUGAAGGCCGUUAAUAUGGAACACGUCGUUCCACAUCUUGUUCGGCUACUAGCUCAUGGGGCUAAAAGAGUGAAGGAGGAUCGAAUUCUUGAGCCGGAACGAAAAGCGCCCUCCUCAGAAGAAGUUGCACCCUUACCUCCGGAUCUCCAAGAGAAACAAGACAACACCGAGGAGCCUCAAAGAUGCUUUCAAUGGCUACAGAGUCUAUUCGAGGAAGACGCCGAAUCGCAUAUCACACAGAUUGCCAUAUGGUCAGCCUAUCAACGCUCAUUCGGGCACUUGAAUACCAGUAACAAGAAAGGCAUGGUGGCGGCAGACUUCAUUAGAAAUGUCAGUCAUUUGUUUUCAAGUGCACGAGCCCAAAUUAUCAGGAGGAGUCCGCGGUCUGAGCAGCCUGAUCUUUUCAUAAUUGAAGGUAUCAGAGCACGGACGUUGCCGAUUAAUCCCUCGACAAAAGAGGAGUAUUCGCCAUGCCGGUGGAUGAUAACCAAGGGCCCUUACUGGAAGAAAUGCAACCAUUUCUUCCUUGGCGGGGAGAAGAUGUGGCAUCAUGUCCUCACGGCCCAUUUAGGAGUCACCAUAGGCGAAGGUGGUAAGAUUGAAGACAAAGAAAUCCCCGCAUUGUGUAAUUGGGAGGGCUGCAAUAAGUAUGCGACAACACGUGACCAAAUUAAGCUAUCACAACUUGCCUGUCACACCAAGACUCAUAUUCCUUCGGCGCCAAAACGCGUACCAGGCGAAGCAGUGGAAUCGAUAGCAAAGCGACAGCGCAAGGCUUACAUCACCCCAGCAAAAACCAUGAGUCUUGCCUGGGAACAGACUAUUGUUACCAAGGACGAGCGAAACCCUAAGAUCGAGCAGGCAGCUGGCAUCCCGCUGAGCGCCGUUCUGGUAUUGCGUAACAUUGCGCGCAAUGUGGUCAAAACAGAGUCUGAGGAGCAGCUAUUAAAGAAACAUGAGAUGGGUGGCGAGGGCGGUGGUUGGAACGAGAAGCUCUUUCGUCCUGUCAUGGCUCGUUUAUUUGAGGUUAUGACAGAAAAUAAGGCUUUGGUGCGCUUUUCUUUUCUUUUCUCUCCUUUCUUCUACCUUCCUAACCCUCACCUUUUUAUUGAUCUAUAUUGAUUCGCCACUCACAUCACUUUGCUAACUAACAUCUUUUCAGGCCGACUAUAUUACCUCCCUUCUACAGCUAGUACAGGAUGACUAGGAGGUAAAAUUGAUUUCAGGGUCAUGAUUGAAAUUAAAUCAUGUGUGCAGGAUGAAUAAAUACCCCAGGCGUUUUACAUUCGGUCAGUUGAUUGGGAGGAUGGAAGAAAGAAGGCGAGGGCAGCACAAAAGAAAGCCCCAUAUUGGCGUUGUACCUCCAAGGACAAGAAUAGGUAGUAGGUACCUACCUAAAUGUAUCACUAAUCACGUAUCUGCGCGUCAUAAUACACUCCCGCCUGGACGCUA
This is a messenger RNA of Hypoxylon fragiforme, 3621 nucleotides long. RefSeq lists its product as uncharacterized. Lineage: Eukaryota; Fungi; Ascomycota; Sordariomycetes; Xylariales; Hypoxylaceae. The coding region runs from base 373 to 3291 and encodes 972 amino acids. Gene Ontology annotation, molecular function: DNA binding. The record is from RefSeq and is a predicted model, not a curated record. Gene Ontology annotation, biological process: regulation of DNA-templated transcription. The transcript has a single exon.